GGGGCAGUAUAUUCAGUACUCCACCGACACCCUGAAGAAGGAGCACCCCUGACUUCCUCCAUUUUAGGGAUGAAUCAUAAAUGCCUGUUUGUUGGACAGAAAGUCUGCUUUGUGUGCACUAGAAGCCGUUUGUUUACACGCUGUGUAGUGCAUUUCUACAGGGAGGAGAGCAGUUUUAACUCCAGCUGAGGAUUCGUGGUGUUGUAAAAGCGGAACUAUUUAUCUGGUGUGUUUGUAGAAACGAGUCGGUUAGUGUUUCGAGCUGCACAAUAAUUUGACUUUUUUUUUAAAUUUAUGCACCCAUGAAUACUAAAACUAAAAUGUAUGAGUUGAUGCUAUAGUAGCUGUGUGGUGUGUAAGUGUUUGAUUUUUUAAAUUGUUAUUUAGCCAACUUUUUAGCAAAUCACAAACCGGAAGUAGGUCCGUCCUGUCCAUUCCCCAGUGCACCACCCGCACUCAGCAGGUCCACAGUAGCAAGUGGUAAAUGUUAUUUGUUAGUUAUUUUCCCUCUCCAUCCUGUUAAACAGUAAUGUGUAGUGAGCACAUUUCCUCUGCAUUGUGCUGAGAUAAAUUCAUUAGGUUUGGGAAAUUCAGUGUCCACAAUGAGCAGCGAGGUGAAGGCACAGGACACACACACUAAAGGUGUGCACGAGACUGAAAUGGAGGACAAGCCUGUGGAGGAGGAAACUGUGAAACAGCUGAAAGAGGAGGAAGAGGAGGAGGAGGAGGAGGAGGAUGAUGAGGAGGCAUUGCCACACUCUGAAUUUCUGGAUAUUUUUGAGGAAGGCUUGGCUCUGAUAGUACAGGACCCUCUGUUAUGUGAUCUACCGAUUCAGGUGACACUGGAGGAGGUGAAUUCUCAGGUAGCUCUGGAGUAUGGCCAGGCUAUGACCGUGCGUGUGUGUAAAGCUGAUGGAGAGGUCAUGCCGAUCGUGGUGGUGCAGUCUGCUACUGUACUGGAUCUGAAGAAGGCCAUUCGACGCUACAUGGAACUGAAGCAGCAGCGUGAGGGCGGCAUCAAACACAUCAGCUGGAGAUACGUGUGGCGAACGUUUCACUUGGUCUUUAACGGGGAAAGGUUAGAGGACGACAAAAAGAAACUGAAAGACUAUGGGAUCAGGAACAGGGAUGAAGUGACUUUCCUGAAGAAACUGAGGAAGAAAUGAACGCACUUAUUCUUCUUGUAUCUGCAGCAUCUGCUGUCUAGACGAUUCCACUGAUCUAGGAAUACGCACACUGAUAUUUAACCACAUCUUUUACAUAUUAGGACCUUGUUCCUGGUGCCAUGACAUGAAAUUUCCUUAUCUACCAUUUCCUCAGUAAAUAUAUCUCAUUGCAGAGUCGCAUUGCUCUGAAUACAGCUGCCUUCAGGAGCUUUAUUAUAUAAGGAAUUACAUUUCAAAUACAUUUCUGUUUUUAUACUCUUGAAUCCGAAUCUUUCCUUGGAUUAAGCUUUGAAGCUUCUGAGGUUGAGUACUCAUUUUUAUUUGUACAGAACUGUUUUUUUUGCAAGCAUAUUAAAACCAUAUCUUGUUUGUGUUUA
Messenger RNA from Pangasianodon hypophthalmus (striped catfish), 1543 nucleotides. It is a transcript of the gene snrnp25, whose product is annotated as small nuclear ribonucleoprotein 25. The record is from RefSeq and is a predicted model, not a curated record. Gene Ontology annotation, cellular component: U12-type spliceosomal complex. Gene Ontology annotation, molecular function: protein binding. The transcript is spliced from 6 exons. Bases 603 to 1166 code for a protein of 187 amino acids. Gene Ontology annotation, biological process: mRNA splicing, via spliceosome. Lineage: Eukaryota; Metazoa; Chordata; Actinopteri; Siluriformes; Pangasiidae.